AUGGCAACCGGCAAGGCAGAGAACCACGAAAUCAAGACGGACGACCUCUUCAACGUCCGCCAUGUCUCAGCUGUGGUUACGGGAGGGCACACUGGCAUCGGUCUCAUGAUCGCGCAAGCAUUGGUCGCCAAUGGUGCGAGGGUCUACAUCACCGGCCGGAGAGAGGACAAGCUCGAGAACGCCAUUGAGAAGUACAACACCGGACCAGGAAAGAUGGAACUGCUUGUUGGAGACGUGAGCAAGAAGGAGGAGUGCAUUCGGCUGGCAAAGGAAGUCACACAGAAGGAGAUGAGAGGCAUACAGCUGCUGGUCAACAACGCCGGCAUUGCGAGGGAUGACAACACGAAAUUCUCAAGCAACGGCCGGCCUGAUGUAAACUCGGCGGACUCAAUCUCCCAGCACUUCCUCCGCUCCGAAGAGCAGCAGUGGCUCGACACAUUCCACACCAACGUCACCGGCCAGUACUUCAUGUCCAUGGCCUUCCUGCCUCUGCUGGCCAAGGGGACGGAUCAGACACCCGGCUACAGCUCGUCGAUCGUCAAUGUCAGCUCCAUCAGCGGUUCGAUGAAAGGCAGCAGCAACGGGCAAUUCGCGUACGCCUCUUCAAAGGCCGCCUUCACGCACUUGGGCCGUAUGCUAGCGACGACUUUCAAGGACGUCAAGGUCCGCGUCAAUACAAUCGCUCCCGGCGUGUUCCCGAGCGAGAUGACGACAGGGUCGAGCGGAGAGGACAACAAGAGCCAGCUCGAUAUGCAAAUGUCGAAUCCUGCGGGGAGGCCAGGUCAUGAUACCGAUAUGGCCGCCACUAUACUGUUCCUUGCAGGAAAAGGCGGCGUGUUCUACAACGACCAGGUGCUGUACCCAGAUGGAGUCACAUCCUUUCUGAUCCGGCGACUCAACCUUCACACCCAAACACAAAGAAACCUUCACCACCAACCAACCAACCAACCAAUAAUCACGUCCGAAGCAACAGUCGCGCUGAUGCCCGGCUCCAUGGAGGCCCUGUUCGUCAAAUCCAUAUUCAACACCAUCCUGCGCUGGUUCGCACCCUCCCCGACCGCCCCUCAAGCCCCCCUCGCCCACUACACUACCACCACCACCACCUCAGCCCUAGAGACGAGGCGAGCCACUCGCGCCGCCUUCUCCGCCGACGCAACAGUAGCAUCCGCCGCAGGCAGCCGCUACACUGGGGCACCGGCUACCCGCUUCGCCCAGGAGGCGAUCAAGAGCGACCUCUGGGUCGCCAUCGAAUGGCUGUGCAAUUGGAUCCUGCCGCCCGCGCUGCUGCUGUGGCUCGCCCACGGCACGGUGAACUGGCGCGCCUGGUUCUGGGAGACCGUUGGAGAGCUCCCGCUCGCUUCGGUCGGAGAGGUCGUUCUCGCGGUGAUCACAUUCGUGCUUCUCCUCCCCUUCCGCCUGCUCGGCGCCACUGCAGCGGGCGUCCUCGCGCUCACGACCCGCUUCCGUCUGCGAGACCACCUCGCCUUCUUCUCCCGAUGGCUUGACAGCGUCUCUCUCGCCCUCCGCUACAACCCUGUAGUAGAUACGCUAUACCUCCACUAUCAAGAAACGCGCAACUGGCUUGGACGGUACAAACUCUGGAUUUUGGCAUGUGGCGUGCUUCUCUACCAUCUCAGCAAGCAGGAUCAAAGCGUCAGCGCUUACGAGAGCGCGGGUUUGGUUGAGUGGGCGGAGGUGGAUAGGCAGGUUGUGGUGCCGGAGAUGUUUUGGCGGCAUCGGGCGUUGCAUUUGGGGCUUGAUCCUAGGGGGUGUUGA
Molecule: messenger RNA, 1776 nt
Organism: Saxophila tyrrhenica
Lineage: Eukaryota; Fungi; Ascomycota; Dothideomycetes; Mycosphaerellales; Extremaceae
Exons: 4
Coding region: 1-1776 (591 amino acids)
Source: RefSeq, a predicted model, not a curated record